UCGAUCGACCGAAUCGUUGUUGCUUCCUUUCGUACAUCUUCAAGGACUCGCUGUAACAGCCAAUCCUUGUCCAUUGUAUUUAACAACACCCAGUCUUUCGGUUGUCACUCUCGAUUGUGUAACCAUUCAGACAAGGCAGGCACUCUACGGCCAACAUGGUAGAGCACGCAGCACCUUCCGCCUUGACCGACCAGAAAGUCGCCAUUGUCGGUGGCGGAGUAGCGGGAUUGUCCGCUGCUUGGCACUUGUCCGUCAACACCGGUGCACACGUCCAACUCUUCGAAGCGGAAUCCCGUCUCGGCGGGCACGCCUACACAACCAACGUGGACGGGGUCGACGUGGAUAUUGGCUUUAUGGUGUACAACGAAACCAAUUAUCCCAACAUGGUGGAGUGGUUCCGGACGUUGGGUGUGACACAGGAAGACUCGGAUAUGAGUCUUUCCGUCAGCCUCGACGGGGGUGACACGGUCGAAUGGAGUUCCGACGGACUCGACGGUCUCUUUGCGAAUCGCCGACAGCUCGUUAGCCCCCCGUUCUACCGUUUCCUCAAGGACAUGAUCCGUUUCAAUCAGCAAGCCGCCAAUAUUCUGCUCCUCACCGACGACGAUCCCCGCAAACACGUCACCACGGCACAGUAUCUCCGCGAACACGGAUAUUCAACAGAAUUUGCCAAAUUCUACGUAUUUCCCAUGAUGGCGGCGCUAUGGAGUGCCAGUAUGGAGGACGUCUUGCGAUUCCCCGCCGCCCAGCUCAUUGGAUUCUUGUGCAAUCACAAAAUGCUCCAACUGUUCGAUCGACCGCAGUGGAAGACGGUCGCCGGAAGGUCGCAGCAGUACACCAACCUGGUACAGAGUAUUCUCGGCUUCGAAGCGGUCCAUUUGGACACGCCCGUUCACAAGGUGGAAAAACUAGAGGACCAAACCUACCGUCUCGUUACUUUGCGGAAAGAGGACGGCGAGCACGGAUCAGCCACCGAAGUCUCCCUCGGCGUGUUUGAUCAAGUAGUCUUUGCCUGUCAUCCACCCACGGCCCACGACAUUCUGCAACGCAGCACUAGUGUGAGCAACAAUCCCACCAAUAAGGAGCACCAAGAUCACCAGCUUCUCCUCCAACUUUUGGCACAGAUUGAAUACGCCGACAACGUUGUGUACGUCCAUUCUGAUCCGUCACUCAUGCCGAAACGUCGUCACGCAUGGGCGUCCUGGAAUUGCAUCCACGGUCGCAUGAAGGCAGUCUUUGUGACCUACUGGUUGAAUCGGCUGCAAAAUCUUGAAACGGACCGCGACAUUUUCGUAUCACUCAAUCCCCACCACGCGCCGGAACCAGCCUUGACGCACCAGCGGGUCAUUCUCGCACACCCUCAGUUCAACAGUAAGACGCUCCAAGCCAGAGAAAAACUCGGCGCUCUCCAGGGAAAGGACGGUCUCUGGUUUUGUGGUGCCUGGUCCGGGUACGGGUUUCACGAAGACGGAUGUCGCGAUGGAUUUCGAGUCGCCACGGCCAUCAAUCACACCCGAAUGACCUUGUGGCAAGCCCUGUACCAACGUGUCACGUACGAUUUGCCCGUCGCAAUCUGCCGACAACUUUCCUUUUAUUUCAUGAAGCAGGCCGUCCAAAUGGGUCGCUUGCGUCUGAAGUUUAACGAUGGAUCCGUGGUUAGCUUUGGCGACGGCACACCGUGUGGCUGUGACACUAGUGACGUGACAAUUCGCGUAUUUGAUCCAUGGUUCUUUGUCAAACUGGCGACCGAAUACGACCUGGGUCUCGCACGAUCGUACAUGGCUGGGCAUUUCAUUGAAGCAACCAUCACUCUGGGUGAUCCGAUUGGCUUGACCCGUCUCUUUUUGCUGCUGAUCGGGAACCGUGAUGACAAUGCUGCAAAAGCACACAUACCUCGUCGAGCGGGUCGGGGGCACAAGUACGCCAACGCGUUGUCCAACGCAUCGGGAUUGGUAUUGGCUCAGAUGGGUUCCUUCGUCAAUUACCUUCGCUACAAAUUGACAAUGGACAAUUCCGAACGAGGGGGUAGCCUAAAAAACAUCCACGCGCACUACGAUCUUUCCAACGAUCUAUUCAAGACUUUCUUGGACAAGGAGACACUUAUGUAUUCGUCGGCGAUUUACGAUGCCGUGCCUGCUCCACGCCCGCACUCUGGACUCGUCUUUCGCGGGUCCCUCGAAGAAGCACAGUGGCGUAAGUUGGAUACACUGUUGGAUCGUGCCCAGAUUCAGCCCGGACAAACGGUCCUGGACAUUGGCUUUGGUUGGGGCGGAUUGUCUAUUCAUGCCGCCAAAAAGUACGGAUGCAAAGUGACUGGUAUAACGCUUUCAGUGGAGCAAAAAGCACUUGCCGAAAAGCGCGUCAAAGAAGAAGGUAUUGAGUCCCUCAUUACGUUCGAAGUCGUGGAUUAUCGGACCUUUUGCGCGCGCAAGAGCAACUGCGGUAUGUUUGACCGUGUGCUGAGCUGCGAAAUGAUUGAAGCUGUUGGACACGGUCAUUUGGUAGAAUUCUUCUGGGCCGUCGAACAGGUCCUGUGUCGUGACGGCGUCCUUGUUAUGGAGGCUAUUACGACACCAGAAGAACGAUAUGAGAACUAUUUACGUUCGACCGACUUUAUCAACACCAUAAUCUUUCCUGGCUCCUGCUGCCCUUCCUUACACGCGCUCGUAGACGCCGCCUACCGAGGAUCGACGUUGACGCUAGAGCACGUCGAUAACAUUGGACUGCACUACGCCCAAACUUUGGCUGAGUGGCGUCGUCGUUUCAACGCCGAAGAACCCUUUGUGCGCCAGCUUGGUUUUGACGAUGUCUUUUUACGGGCCUGGAACUAUUACCUGACAUACUGCGAAGCGGGUUUCUUUUCACAAACGGAGAAUUGCUUGAUUUUGGUCUUUGCCCGACCAGGAUGCAAGGCAUUGACGGCUUUGUGCGAGACGCGGUCAGUGGUGCAAGCAUCACCUUUUAGCGACAAGGAGAUCGAGACUUUUGUGGCCGAAUGCAAAUAGGCAAUUGGCAAGUAAAAUGAUCGAACAUAUAGCUUCGA
This is a messenger RNA of Phaeodactylum tricornutum CCAP 1055/1, 3043 nucleotides long. RefSeq lists its product with no specific name. Gene Ontology annotation, molecular function: oxidoreductase activity. The transcript has 4 exons. The coding region runs from base 156 to 3005 and encodes 949 amino acids. The record is from RefSeq and is a predicted model, not a curated record. NCBI's taxonomy places the organism in Eukaryota, Bacillariophyta, Bacillariophyceae, Surirellales, Neidiaceae.